AUGGCUAGUGUAAUAACUCGCAUAUCAGCCCGGGAAAUUUUAGACUCCAGAGGAAACCCAACGGUUGAAGUCGAUUUGGAAACAAACUUGGGUAUCUUUCGCGCUGCUGUUCCUUCCGGAGCAUCCACGGGUAUUUACGAAGCACUUGAGCUUAGAGACAAUGACAAGAGUAGGUAUUUAGGAAAAGGUGUUCAACAAGCAAUUAAGAAUAUUAAUGAAAAGAUAGCACCAAAAUUGAUUGGAUUAAAUUGCACAGAACAGAAGAAGAUCGACAAUAUGAUGGUUCAAGAAUUAGAUGGUAGUAAGAAUGAAUGGGGAUGGUCAAAAAACAAAUUAGGGGCUAAUGCAAUUUUAGCUAUUUCUAUGGCAGUAUGUAGAGCUGGUGCUGCGGCAAAUAAAGUUUCUUUAUACAAAUAUUUAGCUCAACUAGCUGACAAAAAAACAGAUCAAAUGGUUUUACCAGUUCCUUGUUUAAAUGUUAUUAAUGGUGGAUCACAUGCAGGUAAUAAAUUAUCUUUCCAAGAAUUCAUGAUAGUCCCAGUUGGUGCUCCAAGUUUUAAAGAAGCUUUAAGAUAUGGUGCAGAAGUAUAUCAUACAUUAAAAUCAGAAAUAAAAAAGAAAUACGGAAUCGAUGCGACAAAUGUAGGUGAUGAAGGAGGAUUUGCACCAAAUAUUUUAAAUGCAAAUGAAGCCCUUGAUUUGUUAGUAAGUGCUAUUAAGGGAGCUGGAUAUGAAGGUAAGGUAAAAAUUGCUAUGGAUGUUGCUGCUUCAGAGUUUUAUAACAGUGAUAACAAAACAUAUGACUUAGAUUUUAAAACACCAAAUAAUGAUAAGUCAUUAGUAAAAACUGGUGCUGAGUUAGUUAACUUAUACAUCGAUUUAGUUAAAAAGUAUCCUAUCAUUUCAAUUGAAGAUCCAUUUGAUCAAGAUGAUUGGGAAAACUAUGCAAAACUUACAGAAGCUAUUGGUAAGGACGUACAAAUUGUAGGAGAUGAUUUAUUAGUUACAAAUCCAACCAGAAUUACUAAAGCACUUGAGAAAAAAGCAUGUAAUGCUUUAUUACUUAAAGUAAACCAAAUUGGUUCAAUAACAGAAGCUAUUGAAGCAUGCUUACUUUCUCAAAAAAAUAAUUGGGGAGUCAUGGUAUCACACAGGUCAGGUGAAACAGAAGAUGUUUUUAUUGCUGACUUAGUUGUUGCACUUAGAACUGGUCAAAUAAAAACUGGUGCUCCUUGUAGAAGUGAAAGAAAUGCCAAGUAUAAUCAAUUGUUAAGAAUUGAGGAAUCCCUUGGCAGUAGCGCGCUUUUUGCGGGGGAAAAGUUCAGAUUACAGAUGAAUUAA
This is a messenger RNA of Plasmodium malariae, 1341 nucleotides long. It is a transcript of the gene ENO, whose product is annotated as enolase, putative. The record is from RefSeq and is a predicted model, not a curated record. The transcript is spliced from 2 exons. Gene Ontology annotation, biological process: glycolytic process. Gene Ontology annotation, molecular function: magnesium ion binding; phosphopyruvate hydratase activity. Lineage: Eukaryota; Apicomplexa; Aconoidasida; Haemosporida; Plasmodiidae. The coding region runs from base 1 to 1341 and encodes 446 amino acids. Gene Ontology annotation, cellular component: phosphopyruvate hydratase complex.